AUUUAAUUACCAAUAUCUCAAUCAAAUACAAAUCUUCAAGUUCAUGGUUUAAUUCAUACCAGUGAAUUGUGUAAUCAAAAAAUGGAAUUUUUUUCCAUUUCAUAAUUAAAGAUAUUAAAUCAACAAUUUCUGGAGAAUAACCGGAGUAACAACGCCAAAGACCCUUGGACAAGUGAUUUGAGUGAACGAAGCCAAAACCUAAACCAAAAUUACCUAAAAAAAUGAUUAGUGUCGGCAUCAGCUAAACCGAAAUUCCCCAACUUUAAAAAUCUUCCGGAAGCUCUGGGGAUUGUAGUUUCGUGCCAUAUGGAUUGUGAAAUGAGUGUACAAAUGUAAUAGAGAAUCAAAAACACCCAGUGGAAACAAUUUUGCGGAAAUAAGAAGUGGUUUAGUUAAGAAGAUCGGGAAAAAAAAACCGGUUGCACAAGAUGAUAAAGAAGGAGAAACCGAUGAUGUCGGUGACGGCAAUAAUCCAGGGCGCCCAGGCGCAACACUGGGCACGUGGUAACACCUGGCUGAGCCUCGACAGCAGUAACAUGUCGAUGUCCUCGGUGGGGCCCCAGAGUCCUCUGGAUAUGAAACCAGAUACUGCGAGCCUCAUGAACUCCGGGAAUUUCAGCCCUUCUGGACCUAAUAGCCCGGGGUCAUUUACCAUGGGAUGCCACAGUAGCCUUCUGAGCACAUCACCAGGCGGCCAAAGUAAGACCGGUGCUGGUUCCCCGUAUCCACCGAAUCAUCCACUAUCCGGCAGCAAACAUCUGUGCUCGAUCUGCGGUGAUCGGGCCAGUGGAAAACAUUAUGGUGUCUACAGUUGUGAAGGCUGCAAGGGCUUCUUCAAACGAACGGUGCGGAAGGACCUCUCCUACGCCUGUCGUGAGGAAAAAUCCUGUAUUAUCGAUAAGAGACAGAGGAAUCGCUGUCAAUAUUGUCGUUAUCAGAAGUGUCUGGCUAUGGGAAUGAAACGGGAAGCUGUACAGGAGGAGAGACAGCGUACGAAGGAACGAGAUCAGAGCGAAGUUGAGAGUACCAGUAGUUCGCAUUCUGAUAUGCCUAUUGAGAGAAUCUUAGAGGCUGAGAAGAGAGUGGAGUGUAAAAUGGAACAUCAGGGGAAUUAUGAUAACGCCCUUUCCAGUAUUUGCAAUGCGACGAAUAAGCAGCUGUUCCAGUUGGUGGAAUGGGCCAAACACAUUCCCCACUUUACAUCACUCCCCCUGGAGGAUCAGGUCCUCCUGCUUCGUGCAGGUUGGAAUGAGCUGCUGAUAGCGGCAUUUUCUCAUCGCUCAAUCGACGUGUCCGAUGUUAUAGUCCUGGCGACAGGUAUCACCGUCCAGAGAAAUUCAGCUGAGCAAGUUGGCCUUGAGAAAAUCUACGAUCGUGUUCUCUCCGAGCUUGUGACAAAAAUGCGUGAGAUGAAGGUAGACAAGACCGAGUUGGGGUGCCUCAGGGCCAUAAUAUUGUUCAACUCCGAGGUUCGUGGAUUGAAAUCAGCCCAAGAAGUUGAACUUCUUCGUGAAAAAGUGUACGCAGCCCUCGAGGAGUAUGUCAGGAUUGCAAAGCCCAAUGAACCAGGACGAUUUGCCAAGCUCCUACUUCGUCUCCCUUCAUUGCGUUCAAUUGGUCUCAAAUGCCUUGAACAUUUGUUCUUCUUCAGACUGAUUGGUGAUGUGCCCAUCGAUUCAUUUCUCAUGGAAGUGCUGGAGAGUCCAGCUGAUCCUUAGGAGAUGGAGGUGUGCCGCGUAUUGGGGCACACCGACAUGUAAUUUGCAAUUAACAGGAGACAAUUAUCUUUUCAAAGUAUAAAUUAAUUAUUUCUGAAUAACACACCUGAGGGGGGAAUUUGAUGAGGUAUUUUUUUCAAACAGGGAUACUUAUUAAUAGAUUUUAUCCGCUAUUUUUUUCGUUAUUUAUGUCGAAUGAGUAAAUAAAAAAAUAAUUUUGACGGAUUAGAGUAGAUGAAAAGAAAAAAUAGAGGAGAGUAUAGAGUCGGGACUGCUGCAAAAUUAAUUAAUUCGAUGAUUUAUUUGGGAGAAAUUCUUUUUUCGAGACGUUAUACACUAUGCAAUUGUAUAUUUGGAAAUAUUUAUGUGUUUUUUUUGUUACAUUCCAAGCGCAGCUUUUUAUUUGAUUCUUUCAGGAGGAGAUUGUUUCUUAGGUAGUUGCAUACAUGGGUAUACCCAUAUACGUACAAUUACCCAAUAAAAAAAAUGAAUAUGUAAA
This is a messenger RNA of Diachasmimorpha longicaudata, 2217 nucleotides long. RefSeq names its product retinoic acid receptor RXR (gene Usp). Lineage: Eukaryota; Metazoa; Arthropoda; Insecta; Hymenoptera; Braconidae. Gene Ontology annotation, cellular component: nucleus; activator ecdysone receptor complex. The transcript is spliced from 6 exons. The record is from RefSeq and is a predicted model, not a curated record. Gene Ontology annotation, biological process: anatomical structure development; cell differentiation; regulation of transcription by RNA polymerase II. Bases 429 to 1718 code for a protein of 429 amino acids. Gene Ontology annotation, molecular function: zinc ion binding; nuclear receptor activity; nuclear steroid receptor activity.